Molecule: messenger RNA, 2616 nt
Organism: Erythranthe guttata (spotted monkey flower)
Lineage: Eukaryota; Viridiplantae; Streptophyta; Magnoliopsida; Lamiales; Phrymaceae
Product: acetyl-coenzyme A carboxylase carboxyl transferase subunit alpha, chloroplastic
Biological process (GO): fatty acid biosynthetic process
Cellular component (GO): acetyl-CoA carboxylase complex
Molecular function (GO): acetyl-CoA carboxylase activity; carboxyl- or carbamoyltransferase activity
Source: RefSeq, a predicted model, not a curated record
GACGAUCUUUCCUAUGCUCCCUCUCCCGUAUUAACCUCUCUCUCUCUCUUUCUCUCUCUCUCUAACUCACUCUCUCACUCCUCUCAAUUCCUCCGAUCGGCCUCUUCGUCAUAUCCAUUAUUAUACGGUCGUUUCCCAUUGUUGCUGCAUUCGGUUUAUUAGAUUAUUCUGAUUACAAGGUGGAAAAAUGGCUUCUGUCACCCAGCCUCCAGCGUCAUUCACUGGGAAUUUGGCUUCGAAACCAACUGCUUCAGAUAUUCUUAGGAGCUCGAGUAAUGGUGCCUGUGGUGUACCCCUAAGAUCCCUUGGAAGAUCCCAAUUAGGGGCAAAAAGGAGAGACUUCACUAUAUCUGCCAAGGUCAGGAAAGUUAAAAAGCAUGAAUAUCCGUGGCCGGAAGAUCCCGACCUAGAUGUUAAGGGUGGAGUCCUUAGCCACCUCUCUCCUUUCAAGCCUUUGAGAGAGAAGCCAAAGCCAGUCACACUUGAUUUCGAGAAACCUCUUAUGGAUCUGCAGAAAAAAAUAAUCGACGUGCAAAAGAUGGCAAACGAAACUGGCCUGGAUUUCAGCGAUCAAAUUAUCUCACUAGAGAAUAAAUAUCAACAGGCUCUGAAGGAUCUUUACACACAUCUGACCCCUAUACAACGUGUGAACAUUGCACGGCAUCCCAACAGGCCGACAUUCCUUGAUCAUGUCUUCAAUAUUACUGAGAAGUUUGUAGAGCUCCACGGUGAUCGAGCUGGAUAUGACGAUCCUGCAGUAGUCACUGGACUCGGUACCAUAAAUGGCAGAAGUUACAUGUUCAUGGGCCAACAGAAAGGAAGGAACACAAAAGAGAAUAUUCAGCGCAACUUUGGGAUGCCUACCCCUCACGGUUACAGGAAGGCACUACGCAUGAUGCAUUAUGCUGAUCACCAUGGAUUUCCCAUUGUCACCUUCAUUGAUACUCCAGGGGCGUAUGCUGACCUUAAGUCUGAGGAACUGGGCCAAGGGGAAGCAAUAGCACAGAACUUGAGGACUAUGUUCGGUCUGAAAGUACCAAUUGUUUCAAUUGUUAUGGGUGAGGGUGGCUCUGGUGGGGCUCUGGCUAUUGGCUGUGCUAACAAGCUGUUAAUGCUUGAAAAUGCAGUCUUCUAUGUUGCCAGUCCUGAAGCAUGUGCUGCAAUCUUAUGGAAGACUGCAAAAGCUUCACCAAAGGCUGCUGAGAAGCUAAAGAUAACAGCUACAGAGCUGACCAAGCUACAAAUUUGUGAUGGUGUUAUCCCUGAACCUCUAGGUGGUGCACAUGCAGAUUCCUAUUGGACUUCACAACAGAUCAAAACUGCAAUUAUUGAGUCAAUGGAUGAACUUACAAAGAUGGACACAGAAACACUUCUAAAACACAGGGCUCAAAAGUUCCGGAAACUUGGUGGAUUCCAGGAAGGAAUUCCAAUCGAUCCCAAAAGAAAGGUCAACAUGAAAAAGAAAGAAGAACCCAUAAUGCCUAUAAGUAUGACUUCGGAAGUGGAGUUAAGAGAUGAAGUUGAAAAACUGAAACAACAGAUUCUAGAAGCCAGUAAAUCUUCUUCAGGGUCUGCAGAUACAGGGUUGAAGGGUAUGAUUGAGAAGCUAAAAAUAGAGCUCGAUUAUGAAUAUGACAAGGCUGCAAAAUCUCUAGGCAUGGAGGAAAAGAUUCUGAUGGUGCGUGAAGAAAUUGCAAAAGCAAGGAAUGUGAACGACCAGCUCGCACAUCCUGCUGCUUUACAGGAAAAAAUCGAGCACCUGAUGGAAGAGUUUCAGAGAAACCUUCCCACAGCACCUAAUUACUCCAGCCUGAGAUACAAGCUCGAUACUCUGAAAGAGUUAUCCAAUUCUCUAAAUCCCUCGAAGAAGAGCGCCACCAAAGAUGAACUGAAAAUCGAAAUCAAUAAGAGAUUCAACGAGUUUGUUGAUCGGCCUGAAAUAAAACAAAAGAUUGAGACGCUGAAGUCUGAAAUAGCAAAGUCGGAUGUCGAUGCAAGCCCGGAAUUACAGAGAAAGAUUGCACAGUUGAGCGCAGAAUUAGAUGCGGAAUUUAAGGAUGUCCUUAACUCAUUGGGGUUGCAAGUUGUCUCUUCAGACAGAGCAACCAAGGCGAAAGUAGAUGCUUUUCAUGAGGAAGUUACUAUGAUUAUAGACGAUUUCGUAAACUCUUCGGAUUUGAAAGAGAAGAUCGAGGUUUUAAAGGCAGAGGUGGCAAAAGCAGGAGAUACACCAGAUGAAGAAUCGAAGAGUAAGAUCGAGGCUUUAGCUGCAGAAGUGAAACAAGUCAUAAAGGAGGCUGUAAGUUCAAAGGAAUUAAAGGAGAAGCAUGAGAAGUUGGUGGCUGAGAUAUUAGAAGAUAACGAAGAUGACGACUCUGAAGUAGAUGAAUCUCAAGUAAAUGUCGAUCUAGAAGUUAACCGAAGCUUUGUCUGAGAAAAUUCUACUACAGGUGAAGAUUGUUGUUCGAACUAUAUUUUACAUGCUAUGUUGUUUCUAUUUUUUUUUUUACUUCUAGUUUUGGGGAUUUUGAUUUGGAAAAAUGUUAGGUGGCGUAGAGAAUUUGCUUGGAUGUUUGUUUCUAAAUUAUUUUUUUGAUUUUAGUUCAGUUUGAUUGU